Molecule: messenger RNA, 1911 nt
Organism: Cololabis saira (Pacific saury)
Lineage: Eukaryota; Metazoa; Chordata; Actinopteri; Beloniformes; Belonidae
Product: saccharopine dehydrogenase-like oxidoreductase
Exons: 12
Coding region: 81-1364 (427 amino acids)
Biological process (GO): glycolipid biosynthetic process
Cellular component (GO): mitochondrion; plasma membrane; lipid droplet
Source: RefSeq, a predicted model, not a curated record
CGCAGCGCCGUGAAAAGCAGCCGUCAGUGCGUCGCACCAGCCAGACCUGCAGCCACAGCUGAACCAGCCUGACAGUCAUCAUGGCGAGCGUAGAAACCUCCCCCAGCAGGCCGUACCACCUGGUGGUGUUCGGAGCCUCGGGCUUCACGGGACAGUUCGUGGUGGAGGAGGUGGCCCGGACCGUGUCCGAGGGUCCGGGCGGGAGCCUGAAGUGGGCCAUCGCCGGCAGGAGCAGGCAGAAGCUGGACACCGUUCUGGAGCAGGCUGCAACAGUGCUCAGUAAACCCGAGCUGAGGACAGAGGUGGACGUGAUCAUUGCAGAUGUAGGAGAACCCGACUCCCUUGCAGCCAUGUGCAAACAGGCUGUGAUUGUCCUCAAUUGUGUUGGGCCUUACAGAUUCUUUGGUGAGCCAGUGGUGAAAGCUUGUGUGGAGAACGGAGCCCACCACAUCGACAUCUCUGGAGAGCCACAGUUUCUGGAGGGCAUGCAGUUGAAUUACAACAGCCAGGCAGCUGAGAAAGGGGUGUACGUCGUUGGGAGCUGUGGCUUCGACUCCAUUCCUGCAGACAUGGGGGUUCUUUACACCAGAGAGCAGUUCAAGGGUACGCUGACUGCUGUGGAGAGCUUUCUAACCGUCGGCUCAGGACCUGAGGGUGGAUGUAUCCACGAUGGCACAUGGCAGUCAGCCAUCUACGGUUUUUCUGACAGCCAGAAGCUUCGGAGUCUUCGGCGGAAGUUUAAUCACGCACCCCUCGCUACUGUUGGCUCAAAGCUGAGACGCAGGGGAGCCAUGUUCUUCAGCAAUGAGAUCCAGCAGUACGCAGUACCCUUCAUGGGUUCUGAUCCCUCCGUUGUGAAGAGAACUCAGCGCUUCCUCGUGGAGGAACAUGAGGAAUCACCGGUCCAGUAUGGAGCAUAUGCAGGAAUCGGAGGUCUGGGGAACAUUAUCAAGUUGAUGUUUGCUGGGAUGAUGUUCUGGUUCUUUGUCAAGUUCAGUUUUGGACGCAACCUGCUCAUCAAGUACCCAGAGUUCUUCUCAUUUGGACUCUUCUCAAAGGCCGGACCAACUAGAAAGCAGAUGGAGGGUUCAUCCUUCCAAAUUUCCUUCCACGGAGAGGGCUACGCAGAGGAACAGGACCCCGCCCAGGGCAGGCCCAAUGCCAAGAUCCGCACACUGGUUCAAGGACCAGAAUGUGGGUAUGUGGCCACCCCCAUCGCCAUGGUACAGGCCGCUCUAACCAUGCUCACUGAGUCUGCAUCCUUGCCUAAGAAGGGAGGCGUUUACACUCCAGGUGCUGUUUUUUCAAAAACCACUCUCAUCAACCGCCUCAACAAACACGGCAUUCAAUUCUCAGUCGUCUAAAGUUUUUCUUGGCCCUGAUGACAUAUUCCAGGUUUUUGUGAGCAUUUACUAACACUCAUCUUAACACAUGGAAAGUUUCCAAAUGUAGAGGAGGGCUCUUUAAUCAACUUGAAGUCCAAAAAUAGUUGUUGGUGGUGCUUACAGGUUUGAUCCCUUUGCUGGAGUCAGAAACUUUCCAGACUCCCUUCAGCUUGAAUGCUCUAUUAACAUUCUGCUCAUUAACAAAACACAACUGUGGCAAUGUCCUCCCACCAAAGAUGGUAAAUUAACGGUGGUAAUAGGUUCAGCAUGGUCCUCCACUAAUACCAUUACUGCAAAAAAAAAUAAAAUAAAAAAGGAUUCUCAACAGAAUUUGGUUCACUUCAUAUCUUUUUCGGAUGUAAUAAUGAAACAAAACCAUGUUUUAGUCAUCGAAUUGUAUUGAUAAAGCUUCAGCAGUCCUCUCUGCACAAAGGGAAAAGGAGAAAAUAUUAGCAUAUUAUCAGACCAAAUAUUAGUUUGCUAAAUUUUUCAUUGAUACUUAGUUAAUACCCCACACUCCCUCCAA